Messenger RNA from Pygoscelis adeliae (Adelie penguin), 930 nucleotides. It is a transcript of the gene LCK, whose product is annotated as LCK proto-oncogene, Src family tyrosine kinase. Gene Ontology annotation, molecular function: signaling receptor binding; non-membrane spanning protein tyrosine kinase activity; ATP binding. The record is from RefSeq and is a predicted model, not a curated record. Gene Ontology annotation, cellular component: extrinsic component of cytoplasmic side of plasma membrane. The annotation marks the transcript as partial. Gene Ontology annotation, biological process: innate immune response; T cell differentiation; cell surface receptor protein tyrosine kinase signaling pathway. The transcript has 7 exons. Lineage: Eukaryota; Metazoa; Chordata; Aves; Sphenisciformes; Spheniscidae.
UCCGCCGAGGCCACGUCCCCGCCGUGCUCCCCCCUGCAAGAUAAGCUGGUGGUGGCCCUGUACAACUACGAGCCCAAGCACGACGGGGACCUGGGGAUGCGGAAGGGUGAGAAGCUCCGCAUCCUGGAAGAGUGGUUCUUCAAAAACAUCGGCCGCAAGGAUGCGGAGCGGCAGCUCCUGGCGUCGGGCAACACGCACGGCUCCUUCCUCAUCCGGGAGAGCGAGACCUCCAAAGGCUCCUACUCACUGUCGGUGAGGGACUUCGACCAGAACCAGGGUGAGACGGUGAAGCACUACAAGAUCCGCAACAUGGACAACGGGGGGUACUACAUCUCCCCCCGCGUCACCUUCAGCAGCUUGCACGAGCUGGUGGAGUAUUACACACGCUUCUACAACGGCCACACCAAGGUGGCCAUCAAAAACCUGAAGCAGGGCAGCAUGUCACCCAGCGCCUUCCUGGCAGAGGCCAACCUCAUGAAGAACCUGCAGCACCCCCGGCUGGUGCGGCUCUACGCCGUGGUGACGAAGGAGCCCAUCUACAUCAUCACGGAGUACAUGGAGAAGGGUGAGGGCACCCGGGUGCUGCCCGCCACGGGAGCUAAAUUCCCCAUUAAGUGGACGGCGCCGGAGGCCAUUAAUUACGGAACGUUCACCAUCAAGUCCGAUGUCUGGUCUUUCGGCAUCCUGCUCACGGAGAUCGUCACCUACGGCCGGAUCCCGUAUCCAGGGAUGACCAACCCCGAGGUGAUACAGAACCUGGAGCGCGGUUACCGCAUGCCGCAGCCGGACAACUGCCCGCAGGAGCUGUACGAACUGAUGAUGCAGUGCUGGAAGGAGAGGCCCGAGGAACGUCCCACCUUCGAGUACAUGAAGAGCGUGCUGGAGGACUUCUUCACCGCCACCGAGGGCCAGUACCAGCAGCAGCCGUGA